GAUAUACUUCCUUUCUUGAAAAUGUGUGUCGACUUCAUUUUCUCGAAUGAUUUUGCUGCGGAUGCAGUACUGGAGCAGCUCCUGAUAUCUGCUUUCAUGUAUCUCGCCGUAAAUGUGGAAAAUUCGACAGAAAUAACGCAAAUUAUCUUGGAAAUAUUAUUCUCGGACAACAUAAUCGUUGCUCAUCGUUGCAAAUGCCUGAUGUCAUCAAUAAUUUCGAACUACUGUAUUGCAACUGUACAGGAUCAUAGCAAUUUGUUCUCAUUUAUUGGCGCUGUUACCCCUGCAGCUUUGACGGAUAAAAACACGACUCCCGCUGACGGACUGCAUAUGGGUUUUUUAAGCCAGGGUACUAUCGGAGGAUUUAAGCCGACGGUUAUUGAUGAGCUUGAAAACCAAAUAAACAAGGAAAGAGGCAUCCCUGUUCAGUUGAAACUUUCAUCGGAUUUAGAAGAUUUUAACAAAAAAAUGGCCUGGAUCGGGCAGUUGUUACUAGCUUUUGUUUCCCGACUCGAUACCUGUAGUUGUGAUGGUAUAUGCUGCUUGGCACCAGCGCAGACAAUACUCUUUUUGAUGGGUCAGCAUGCUCCAGAUCAGCUAAUCGAUCUUGUCCAUUAUUUGAUAAGUGGAUUAGACUUUAGCAAAGUACAACUAAAAAGAACAUUGAAAACAGAACGUGAUCAAAUUAUUCUACGUCUGAUAUAUGUCAUUCUUGUUCAAUGUACAUCACAUAAUUGGUCAUCCAGGAGUAGCAGAAAGAUAAUCGAUGGAGUUCACCAUAUUACGAUGCCAAAAAAUGACGAACUUACUGCAGUAUUAGGUACUGCUGACGUAGUAACAGUUGCACCAGUUGGAAGUGUUGACGGAGACGAUGCAGAAGCUGGUGGCGAAUCUGAUCUGGAACAGGUGGAAGGUACUGAACUUACAGGUGAUAUAUCAUCGUCUAGCCGUGAUGCAACACCUCAGCAGGACGAUACUGACAUAUCGAUAAUGAAUACUAUUCCCCAAGUAGAAAAUAAGGAACACGAAGAUGCAUCUGUAACUCCUGAGCCACAGGUUGCAUUGGCUCUGAAAAUUGCACAUACUUUGGUGUCUGUGGGAGCCCUGAAUCAUUGUUAUGUCCUUUUGCAAUCCUUAAAAACAGAAUGGACCAAACAGACGCAGACUCCCGAACAAGGUAUCCAGAAACUCUCCUCCGUCCCACCAGAAUUACAGCCUGAUCUUGCACCAUUAUUCAACGCUCGUGUGUUGAAUGUCAAUCCGGGAAAUGUCUUCUCGAUAUACACAACACUACUUGUCGAAAUGGCACUUCGAUUACCCUAUCAGCUCAAAAAAAUUUUGGGUGAUGAACUAUUGUUGAACAACAAAUGGGAAAAUCUUUUAUGUGAUUAUAUUACGCAGGAACCAUCAACAAUGCGCAGACUUGCUCGGAAGUUACUUUUGUUAAUGUGUGGUUCUGAUACGGCCAAGUACCGACAAGUUCGUGAUGAGCACAUCAUUCACGACUUACUGGCUAAUUUGAAGAAGCGUUUGAAAGGCCGUUCAAGUUUGGAAUAUUUCGAAUUAAGCGACAUUGUUUGUCGCAUCAAUGGAAUCGCAGUAAUUUCUGAAAGGCGCUGUAUCGUUUGGCAGAGAAUAUGCUUAGAGGAAUUACCAUGGUUGAUGGAAUUAGCGUGUAUGAUGCCUGAUGUUGCAUGCGACGCUGUUCUUAAUCUCAUUUUGCUAGCUAUCCGAACAUCCGAAGAUUCCGAUGAUGAACUGCUGUGUUGUUCACUGGUCAAUUUACUUUUAGGCAAUCAAAAGCCACUUAUACUGUUCAAAAGGCUGAUUACGAGGUUUCUGCUAGGCGAAAAUGACGAAAGACGUUGGACCCUGCAUGCGAUUCUGCGCGCUACGCUGCAGCUUGCAUCACGGCCCAACCAAUUGCUACUAAUUAAUCACCUGUACAGACAUAUUUGGCCGUAUGCACAAGAAAUGGGUAAUCGGGCUGCACAGCUAGUAGAUCUUUUGUCUUGCUAUCUGCCUCGAUUCUUAUCAAAGGAUGAAUUAAUUAUGGUUUAUAAGGAAGCUGUUGCAACGAUAAAUGGCGCGCUAUGUAUGUUAGAAAAAAGUCGAAGUUCAGUUGUUUUCAAAAAAUUAUGCGAAUUCAUCGGAUCACCAGAUAUUUCUGUACUAAGUAAAUCUCCAUGUCUGAUAUGUUCGAAUUCGGAUCAUUCAAUGGAACAGUUGAAGUUAUCAGCAAUUAAGUUGGAUUCUCGCUUCACUACGUCGGCACAGAUGAUCAAAUUGAUGGGUCAUUUCGAGGUAUCACGAAUCAUCAUACGUUUGAGCGAAAUUAAACGAUCGAAGAUGGUGAAGCGUUUCAAAUUUUAUUAUUGCAAUAAAAUGCUUGAAUCUGCGGUUGAUCUCAAAAAUCGUCCUGAACUUUGGGAGAAAGCAGCUGAUGUUAAGGUAAAUCAAGGAGAUACUGAGAUUGAUGUGCAACUUCCAAUCCCAGUUGUCACUUGUAAUGUUGUCUUGGAAAUGACCGAAUUUUAUGACACAAACACAGCUGGAGCUACGGACACGACAGAAUUCGUGCACUGUCCACGGUGUUCUACAUCAGUAGCACCGAAUCCGGGGAUAUGCUCAAAUUGUGGCGAAAAUGUCUUUCAAUGCGUGAAGUGUCGAGCGAUCAAUUAUGAUGAGAAGGAACCAUUUUUAUGUAAUUCUUGCGGUUUUUGCAAAUACGCUCGCCUGGAAGCAGUGCUUGUUGGUCGUUCAUCACCUUCAGUACAGGCAAUCGAGGACGAUAAUGACCGAAAGAUGACAUAUACCCUUAUGGAAACAUUACUGAACGACAUUGAGUCGACACGUUGUCAUAUUGGAAUCAUUGGAGCCUUUUUGGAAAGAUGCUCGUGGGAUUCGGAACCGGCUACCCGACCAAAUAUGAUUCUGAAGCACAUGACUCUGCAAUCGUUUACAAAUUUUUUAUCAAGUUUAAAUUUGAAAGAGGACUGUGCGUUUGAAACACUGUAUCGUAGUGCAGAAAAAUUGCAUAAUAAAUUGUGCGAACAAACUCGUCAGCUAGCAGCAUUUCGAGCAGAAAUUUUUCGUUACGACAUUGAAAAUGGUGAUGAAGUGUUACCGGACAAACCUCUCACCAGUAAUUUGCAUUUUAACUCUGAUUAUUGUGUAGGCUGUGUGUCUGCACUAAUAGUACACUGUGUUGCUUUAAUACAGGCAGCGUGUAGUGAUACAAACGCCAUGGAGGAAAUCAUUCAUCAAGAUUUUGUUUUCAGUAGAUUGGUGACCGCAUGCGCACUUGGUGACCCAGUAGCUCGUUCUAUUCAUAGCUUGAUUUGGAAUCUCUCAGAAGUGAGCAAAGAAGCGACGCAGAAAAUGUGUGAAUUGGUAGAGAAUGGCGCUCUUCCAUGCUACUUGUUAACGAAAUCGAUAUUUGAAAAUAAAUUCCGGUUUUGGGAGCAGAAACUGCGUUGCUUGAUGCGCAUGACUGUGCAAGGAAAUUGCAAUAGCGAGGUGGAUUUGCAUGCAUUGGCUGUGUUUUUGAAAAUUUGCUCACCAUGUUCAACAAGCCUGAGAAAUACUUCUGACAUGGCUUCAUUAGGUUUCAGUGCUGACAAAGUGGGGAACGCUGGUACUCUUGCUGAUUACCUUUUACCUACACAUGAAGAACAAUCAAAAACAGUUCUGGAUUCGCGAAAUAUUGGUCUGGAAGAUAAUGGCAAAGAAAAUGAGCAGGAAAAACAGAACCUUGUUUUGGAUAACACUCUUUUGCAUAAAAUCAUGGAAAAUAUGAAAGUAUUAGACGAAGAACCUGAUUUCGAAAAAUUACUCAUACCUUCUGAACGAUUCCCAACGAUCGCGUGGCUACAAGGAAGAUUCAUUUGGGCAGAAUAUACAAGACUGCUGCAAAACAGUGGUCCAGAAAGAGAGCGCAACAUUCUUCAGUACAUAAAACGUUGCACCGAAAGUGAUCCAAAACGGAAAUUUUCAUUCGACCAUUGGCUUACUCGUUGCAUGUUUUCAUCGGUAACAGCAGUUCGUACUGCAACAUGUCGUUUGCUUGUGAUGCUGUGCUUUGAAAUCAGCAACGAUGGUGAAGCACAAGUUGGUUCUCCUGUGGAUAUAGCUCUAGUAUUGCAAAAGGUACUGUCAUGGAUGCGGAAAAUUCGGAACGUCUCGGCUGAUAAUAUUGACGAAUACUUUUGUUUGGUGCGAACCCUGCUAAAAGCAAGCGAAAUUCACAGCGUUCUAGUAUCAAAACCAGUUGAAUUUCAUCUUGAUGUCGUGAAACGAAUUUUGUUGGCAAGCUUGGAUAUACGUUUACGUGAAAUGAACGGACUACCGGGAGAUCUUUCAGCUGGAAUUCUGCUAAAUCAUCUUAUUCAGGUUUUGAAUUGUGUGAUACGAAUGGAUAAGAAAGGUUGGAAUUUGUUAUAUGAAUAUACUCCUGUUGUACUUCCACUUCUACUUCGAGCUGCAUGCGCACUCAAACAAGUUACUGUUCAUCGUACCUUUUAUGUGAACGAAUCUGUCAAAAACCUUAGUGUGCUGCUGAUGCGCAUUGCACUGAAACGGCCAAUCUUAGUGCUGAAGGAAGUGACGAAGCGAAUAGGAGCUCAUCCGCAACAAUUACGCAUACAAGCUUAUCUUUUAUCAGUUAUAAGUGAUGUCAUUUAUCCGUUGCUGAAGAAAGAGGAGGAUUUCUUAAUACAAAUCGAGAAGGAUGCGCUCCAGGAAGAUUAUUUACAAGGCAGAAUGUUAGGUAAUCCAUACAAGAGCAGUGAUGCUGGCAUGGGUCCUCUGAUGAGGGAUAUCAAAAAUAAAAUUUGCCGAGAUUGUGAACUGGUCGCACUACUGGACGACGAUAAUGGAAUGGAGCUUCUGGUGAAUCAGCAAAUUAUUGCCUUGGACUUGUCGGUUAAUGAUGUUUAUGAGAAACUAUGGCGUUCUGAUCAUCACGGUCAACCGAUGAUUAUAGUGUAUCGAAUGCGGGGUCUUCUUGGUGAUGCGACAGAACCCUUUAUAAAAACACUGACUGAUACAAAUGUUAGGGAGAAAGUAGACGAUAGUCAGCUUCGUCUGGCUAAUGCAUUAGGCUCUCCAAUACGUGCCUUUUCAAUUAUUUUGCCGAUACUGGACAACAUUGAACUUACUGGAGGAGGGAUAGUAUUAUUACGCGAACUGCAUCGAUUGCUCACUUAUUGCAUAAAGGUCGAGGGAAAUCGUGAACAACUGAAUGAAUCUGGCGGUAUCCGAAGGUUUCUGCAUGUUUUCGAAGUGGCUUACAGAAGCGGUAUUAAAGAAAAGUCGAUUGAAGCCAUAGCUCUGCAGUAUCUUGAACUUAGUAGGAUUCUCCUGGUUGAUGUGCUCGCCACUGAUCGGAUCGAAAAGUCUAUUGGUGGCGCGAGUUUUGAGCAGAUGUCAUGGUUACUAGAACUUUCAAUGGGCAGCGAUGAAGAACUUUCAGCAUCAAUACUCGAAGCGGUGACAUCCAUUGCACCGAACCUUUGCCUCGGCAAUGCAGAAAGCAUGGAUGCUUUGGUCGAGACGUUUCGACCCUGUUGUCACUGGGAUGAAAUUGAUAACGAUCGAACAAUCCGAGAUAAAGUGGUGCAGAAAGUGGAAACACUGUGCAAAAUAACGAGUGCCAUUCAUGAUAGUGCAUCUGGACGGAUUCUCAAAAAGAAAAUGAUGGAUGCUGGAUUGAUUGCAGAUGCAUGCAGAUAUCUAGCAGAAAAUCAUCCACCUAUAUUCAAUGUAUCUGUAACGGGACCCGAAUGGAAGUAUUUUUUGUCAAAGCCUUCACUAAAAUAUGUUCUAAAAUUAAUGGCUGGCAUGGCACGGGCUCAUAAACCUUCACAGGAAGCAAUUGCCGAAAAUUCGUUGCCCAUACUCCACCGUUUGGAACAGAUUUCAUCAGCUGAACAUAUUGGAACAUUGGCCGAAAAUGUAAUGGAAGAAUUGAAAAAGAAUGAUCAAGUUGCUAUACAGAUUGAGAAAGUUCGUCAAGAAACGAAAAUAAAGAAACGUCAACUUGCAAUGGCGAUGAGGCAAAAACAGCUUUCAAAAAUGGGCAUGGAAAUCGGCAAAAAAGGACAAGUAUCUACUUGUAAACUGAUCAAUGAAUCAAAUUCAUUGGAGAGUGUAUCAGAUAUUAGUAUUUGUUGUAUAUGUCGGGAAGCAAUGGAUGCCAGUACGAGGAUCAUGAUGUGGUGGAACGUAGAAAUGCUAGGAUUAAUGGGAUUCAUCAAUUUUUUGGAAUGUGAGCGUGAUUUGAAUAAGGAAGAUUUCCGAUACAAUGUAGAUGUUGGCCCCGUAUAUGCAUUUGCAAGCCGACUGAAUCUGAAAGAGAACAAAGUAAUUAAUGGUCGGAAUUAUUCGUUUACAACAGUGUCACAGAUGAAUUUAGUUCAUCUGGAUUGCCAUUCCAUAGCUGUCAGAAUGGCUGGUUCGCGAAGUGAAUGGGCAAGUGCAGCAUUGCAUAAUGCCAAUACGAAGUGUAAUGUUAUCAUGCCGAUUUGGUCAAAGCGAGUGAAAGAUUCUGAUAUGGAACACUCCUUCCAACGGCUAUCAACAGAUCUGGAAGUAGCUGUUGAUUGUGAUACGGUAAAUUUGGAUACCCUCACGCUGGAUAUAGCAGAGUUGCUGGAUCGCUUUGUCAAAUACCGUUCAUUUUCAGCUCUUUCUCAUGGUGGCGGUCGUGAAUCGAACAUGCAGUACAUGGCUGUUUUAAUUCUUCUAGUACAGUAUUUGAAAAAGGUGUCACCAUCAUCUGAACCAGGCGAAUCUCAUUCAUUUAUUCAUCAGAUUAGUAUCAGUUUGGUAAUGGACACUGUGGAACAAUGGAAUGACAAAAGAUUGGAUUUGUUAAAAAGUUUACAAGAAUCCAAGCGAUCUUGGAAAAAUGCGAAGCAUGAAUUGCUUGUCUGGACAACCGUUGAUUAUUAUCAAAAUAAAAUUCUUCAGUGCAGAACUGAUGAGCGUACUCAAUACAUGCGUGAAAAUAUAAUCAAAAUUAUGGAAAACUGUUCCAAAUUUGUUAAUUAUUUCGACUCCGAACUGUCACAAUGUGGAAGUUAUGAUGAAUUAAUGAAAGCAGUCGGUAAGCGUUAA
Messenger RNA from Loa loa (African eye worm), 7119 nucleotides. RefSeq lists its product as hypothetical. The coding region runs from base 22 to 7119 and encodes 2365 amino acids. The record is from RefSeq and is a predicted model, not a curated record. The transcript is spliced from 41 exons. Lineage: Eukaryota; Metazoa; Nematoda; Chromadorea; Rhabditida; Onchocercidae.